Komagataella phaffii GS115 is the source of this 1650-nucleotide messenger RNA. RefSeq names its product Alpha-1,2-mannosyltransferase. The record is from RefSeq and is a predicted model, not a curated record. The coding region runs from base 1 to 1650 and encodes 549 amino acids. Gene Ontology annotation, cellular component: endoplasmic reticulum membrane. The transcript has 2 exons. Gene Ontology annotation, molecular function: GDP-Man:Man(3)GlcNAc(2)-PP-Dol alpha-1,2-mannosyltransferase activity. Lineage: Eukaryota; Fungi; Ascomycota; Pichiomycetes; Pichiales; Pichiaceae. Gene Ontology annotation, biological process: protein N-linked glycosylation.
AUGGUUUUUUCAGACAAACUUACAUUUCCAGAUAUGCCCGUUGAAGAGACCCAGACGGGCUCCAAGGUGGCACUGUUCGGACUAGCUGGUGCUGUUAGACGGAGGCUAAUUUUAGGCUCUAGAAAUCCUUUCUUUUAUUCUACGGCUGCGGAUCCCACGAAGGACAAAUUUAUUGAAAUCGCAAAGGAGGAUAGGGCUAAUGCCAAGGAAUUCAUAAACGAAAUUCUUCCCAAGACUGCGUAUGAUGUCUCUAGAAAGAUCAUCUUUGGAUUUUUUCACCCUUUUUGCAAUGCUGGCGGUGGUGGAGAGAGAGUCCUAUGGCAAGGUGUUAAGACCACUUUAAAGGUUGAUGAUAAGAACAUUUGCUUGAUCUACACCGGAGAUUUAGUCACCGGCGAUGAAAUUUUAGACAACGUUGCAAGGAAUUUUGGUAUUUCUUUCACUGAUGUAGAACGUCCCAGAUUGGUGUUCAUCCAUCUUUACAAGAGAAAGUACGUUGAGGCGCAGUAUUGGCCUAGACUAACUCUAGUUGGACAGGCUUUCGGAUCCAUGUUACUCACAUUAGAGGCAUUACAAAAAGUUAUUCCAGACGUCUGGGUAGACACUAUGGGUUACCCAUUUUCGUAUCCUUUGGUCAGAGUUGGUGUUAAGAUUCCAAUUGUCACCUACACGCAUUAUCCUAUCAUUUCAACAGACAUGCUCAACAAGAUCAAGAUCAAUAGCAUUAAGACUCUAGCCAAGAAGAUCUACUGGUGGGGGUUUAUGUUAGCCUACAAAUUUGUAGGACAUUUUGUGGAUAUCGCAUUUGUCAAUUCUAGUUGGACUUCUAAUCAUAUGAAGAAAAUCUGGGCUUCUGUGUCCACAGUCAAGACACUAUAUCCUCCUAUUGGAAUUGACAAGAAAAUAACUCUAGACUCAGUCAGCCCUAGAGAGAAAAUAAUUUUAUAUAUCGCUCAAUUCAGGCCUGAAAAGAGACACGAGUUAUUGAUCAAUGAGUUUUCCAAAUUUUUCCAGCUAGAUAAAUCUUACAAACUAGUCAUGAUCGGUUCGAUACGUUCGAAAGACGACGAGGAUAGAGUUGAUUUUUUGAAAGACCUGGCUUAUAAGAAGAAAGGAAUUCCUGAGGAAAACUUGGUUAUUAUCAAGGAUGCUAGCUAUUCAGUCAUUCAAGACUACCUUUCAAAGGCAGAAAUUGGUGUCAAUGCCAUGUGGAAUGAACAUUUCGGAAUUGCAAUAGUGGAGUACAUGUUCAAUGGACUUCUUCCGUUGGCCCACGCUAGUUCUGGACCAUAUUUGGAUAUUUGUGUGCCUUGGAGCCUCGAUAAGGGUGAACAGCUAUCCGUCAACUCAUCUAAACCUACAAGCGAUGAUUCUAAUAGAACGGGGUAUCUCUUUAUAUCCGAAGAAGACCCCGAUUUUGAAGCCCGUACUGAACCUUUUCCUAGUUUACAUGAGGCGCUUCUGGAUAUCUCAAAGCUCAGCCAGGAGCAAAAAUUGGAGAUUUUGAAACGUGGAGCUUCAGUGGUUAAUAGCAAAUUCCAAGACAAUGUUUUCAAUGAAAAUUGGAAAAAAGCCAUCACUGAUGCUGCAAAACUAGAGCAGGUCUACCGGAUAUCUAAACGAGAUGGGGAAGUUGAGCAAUUAUUCUAA